AUGGAACCAAUUAGUAGCAGGAAGGAAAUCUUGGGUCUCUUUUGUUCCAAGUAUGGUGUUAAUGUUGAAAAUGUUGGAAACGAGAUCCUCUAUCCUCCUCCAAGUCAACAUAAUGCUUCCAAAAAUGACAGCGCCAACGUGAAAAUCCCCAAUUUGAUUGACGCCCAGGCUGCAGUUGAAUGCAUUACCGUGAAUCGCUAUGCUAUGAUGGCAGAUGAAGACACAAAGGGUUGUUUCAGGUUGCAUAAGCUAGAUACUGGGCGGGAGGAGACACCAGUGACGACCAAAAACAUCGCUGUUGCGUCUUCAUAUGGCACGAUUUCUAGCAUCCUGUUGGCGAUGGUGUCACAAGCCUUGGUUAUUCACAAAGAUGAGAAGGGAGCAUUUUCAUUUCAGAUUGGAGCACAGCCCAAUUGGAAUGCCCGAGGAAUAGACCGUAAUGCGAUAUCUGGGAUGUUUGACGAGCACAAGCACAAAAGUUUGCUGUCUUUCUAUUUGGGAAAUCAAGGAACAAAGGAACAAGAGGACCACGAAUUCGCUCUGGUGCCAUAUGCAACCAAAGGAGAAUUCGAAGAGUAUAAAGGCCUCACCACCAAAGAAAGUAUCCAAAAAUUUGUUGCCAAGCUGUUGGAACUUUCGCCAAUUGAUCAUUGGUCUACUGGAGCACUUAAUUGGGAGUGCAUUCAUGAUCUUGUUUUCAUAGCAAAGGUCCUUUGGGUUGGUUUGGAAUUGCCGUCUUUUGCAGCAAUUGGAGGCCGGCACCGGCUUUUCACGGUGUGUCAUCUUCUUCUUGGUUGGAAAGCCACCACCAAUGGCAGCACACUCAAAUGCCUAGAAGCAAAACUUCCAAAUACUCUAAUUUGGUACAAAGCUCCGAUACAAAUUGUGGUGGGAAGAGAUGGAGGCCUUUUGCGCAGUUUCAGUCUCCAACUACAGGACCAAACUAAGCAUACAAUCCCCAUAAAUCUUGGUAACUUUAUGAUUGACGUUUUGGGGAAUUGCCAGAAGAGAUCAAAUCUGGAUGCUUUGAAGAAAGGCCCAGAUGCUAUGAAACUCUUUUGGGAUGCAACAAUCAUGUGUCUGAAGUCAAAUGAAGCAUACAGAGAACUGACAAAGGCUGUACCAGGAAGUAAAAGCAGUCUUCUUGACAUUGCACUUGACAGUAGAAAGCGGAACAAGAAGCUGUGGAACUCUUUCAUGAAGUUUCUGUCCAAAGGCAAAUAUAUGUUUCCAGCACGAGAAACAAAUGAGCCUGUUACAACCAUGCUUAUUUUUUAA
Molecule: messenger RNA, 1278 nt
Organism: Cylindrotheca closterium
Lineage: Eukaryota; Bacillariophyta; Bacillariophyceae; Bacillariales; Bacillariaceae
Source: the annotation of a GenBank genome assembly